AUGGAUGCUUGGAAUCGAUUGCGAGAUAUAUUCCAAGAUAAUGAACAUUCCCGUGCCGUUGCUUUGGAGCAAGAAUUCUCCACGACUGCUAUGGAGGAUUUCCCGAAUGUGUCGGCUUACUGUCAACAUCUUAAGUCCCUUGGAGAUCAGUUAAAGAAUGUUGGGGCACCGGUUUCGGACAGCCGUAUGGUGUUGCAAUUGGUAGGGGGUCUCACAAAAGCAUACCGUGGUGUAGGUACGGUAAUCCGGCAAUCCGACCCUCUUCCUCCUUUUUACAAAGCUCGGUCAAUGCUAAUUUUGGAGGAGGCGGGUAUGGCAAAGGAGGCAGCCAUUAAGUCUGCCAUGAUUCACACUUCGCAAGACGAUGUUUCGGAGAAGCACAGUCACUCGAAGGGGAAGCAGUCGGUUGGUCAGAACUCCGGCAGCCGGAAAAACAACAACACCCGGAAGAAUUCCGGUGGUGGCAGACGCAACAACAGUGGUGGCAAGUCUGGUGGCCGAGGACAGAACGGGGGGAACUCCAACUCCAAUGCUCCAACGUCUCAAUGGCAGCAUCAGCCAUUUAUGUGGCCUUGGUAUGGGCAGACCUGGCCCAUUCCUCCUUGCCCAUUCCCUAAUCAAGGAUGGGUCAGGCCUUCUAUACCCCAGCAGCAGCGACAGCCCGGCAUCUUGGGCCCAAGACCACAGCAGCAGGCCUAUGUGCAGCAGUCCAUUCCAGCAUCUGGUCAGUCCGCUUCUUGGGUGCCUACAGAUAUUGAAGUUGCGAUGCAUACCAUGUCCCUUCAACAGCCCGACCCAGCUUGUUGA
Chenopodium quinoa (quinoa) is the source of this 807-nucleotide messenger RNA. RefSeq lists its product as uncharacterized. Bases 1 to 807 code for a protein of 268 amino acids. Lineage: Eukaryota; Viridiplantae; Streptophyta; Magnoliopsida; Caryophyllales; Amaranthaceae. The transcript is spliced from 2 exons. The record is from RefSeq and is a predicted model, not a curated record.